This is a messenger RNA of Naumovozyma castellii, 3813 nucleotides long. It is a transcript of the gene NUP145, whose product is annotated as nucleocytoplasmic transporter NUP145. The transcript has a single exon. The record is from RefSeq and is a predicted model, not a curated record. NCBI's taxonomy places the organism in Eukaryota, Fungi, Ascomycota, Saccharomycetes, Saccharomycetales, Saccharomycetaceae. Bases 1 to 3813 code for a protein of 1270 amino acids.
AUGUUUAAUAGAACUGGGAACGGUCAAUCGCUUUUCGGAAAUGUCAAUGCAUCAACGCCCACUUCGACACCUAUUGCCUCAUCAAAUCCAUUACAAUUCAAUCAAAAGAAUACCGGAGGGAGUUUAUUUGGAAACGUGAAUGCCAAUGCUGGAACUUCCACACCAAGCCCUUCUGGUGGGUUGUUUGGCAACAAUAGCAACAACAAUAUGGGUCAAAACAACAAUCAAGGUAAAGGUGGUUUAUUUAGUAAUACUGCUAAUAAGCCUACAGGCGGUCUGUUUGGUAAUAGCAACAACACUAAUACAGGAAGCUUAUUUGGGAACAAUAAUACAGCAACAAAUGGUCGAUUGUUUGGUAACAAUAAUAAGAACGCUACAACCGCAUCCGGGGGAUUGUUUGGAAACACAACCACAAAUACUAAUACCAAUAACCUAGGAGGUUUAUUUGGUAAUAAACAAGGAGGAUCACUCACAUCAUCGAAUCCAUCUGGUGGAUUAUUUGGAGGGCAAGGGCAAUCAAUUGGUUCUUUAAAUAAUCCAAUGGCAACCAAUCAACAAAUGACACCGCCAGUAAUAAAUUCCAACCCAUAUGGAUUGAAUAUUGCUGCUCCCCAACAAAAUAUAUCAAAAAUGCCGGAAUCAAUUACAGCUACUAUUUCUAAGAAGAAAGCUGACAAAUUUCCUUCUACGACUGAGAAUAGUAAUAACCUAACGACUCAUAAUGAAACUAAACGUUCCUUUUCUGUUACCUCUACAAACUCUGGGUUCUCAAACUCGGCUCCACCACCUCAAGUAUCUCAGUCCACUUUAUUUAGUAAACUAAACUCGAGAUUAAAUUCUGCCCAAAUUGAUAUGACUACCAGAGGUAUAUUUUCUCCAUCUUAUGAUAGACCAUGGAUGAAUAAAAACGCUUCAGGAAAUAGUGGAACUUUGAGUCGUGGUCAAAGAAAUAACCCUGCAUCGGUUAAGGAUAUGACGCAUGUUACCUACGGAAGAAAUGAUGUGUCGGAACUACGUAAACUAAGGAUUGAUCCCAAUAGAAGUGCUGCAAAAAAGUUGAAAUUGUUGUCAGGCAGUCCGUCCACAACUAAGGAAUUCAAUGAAAAUAAGGAAGAAAGCACUCAUGGCGAAGUUGUUCAAACAACGAAUGUCGAUGAUGGGGUAGACGAUGCUAAGAUUAAUAGCAGUCCAGCAAAGGAAACUUGGGACCAGUCUCUGAAAAAUAAUUCUAAUUCGGUAAACUCAGAUGGAUAUUGGUGUUCUCCAUCACCAGAACAAUUAUUAAAACUUCCUUUGCAGCAAAUAAAAUGUGUUCCAGGUUUCGUCAUUGGGAGAAAGGGAUAUGGGUAUAUCACAUUCAAUUAUGAUGUUGAUUUAACAGCCUUCAUUAAGGACAUAGAAAAUGAAUUAUUUGGUAAGACUGUAAUUUUCCGUCCGACAAAGACCGUCGAAGUGUACCCAGAUGAGAACACCAAACCUUCAAUUGGAUACGGUAUGAAUGUUCCAGCAACAAUUACGCUGGAGAAUAUUUAUCCUGUAGAUAAAAUUACCAAGAAACCAAUAACAGAUGCCUCAAAAAUAAAUGAACUGCAAACCCUUGUAAGAAAAUUAAAGAAUAUGAGAGGGAUGGAAUUCAUCUCUUAUAAUCCAUUUGGUGGUAUUUGGACCUUUAAAGUUAGCCAUUUUAGUGUAUGGGGUCUUCUGAAUGAAGAUGAUGCAGAAAUAAGUGAAAAAGAGGUCGAACAAACAAAACAGGAAUUAAGUAAAGAAAGGGUAGCUGAACCAUCAAUGGAUGACUCAAAAAAUGAAUUACCAAAUGAAAAUAACGAUUUAGUCUUAAAGGAGCAAGAUUCUGAAGAUGAGAACCCAUUUCAGCUUUAUUUGCAAGAGAAGCAGUAUGAGCCAGAUGUUAAAGAUGAAGAUUUUGAAGGACUAGAGGUUAACCCACUUUUAGACAUAUCAACUGACUGGGUUGACCAAUUGAAUCUUGCUGGUUCUUCUCUGCGUUCAGUGUUUACCAAGAAUGCAGUUAUUGUUUCUAACGGAAACGAUGAAAUUGAUCUUCUAUUUUCCGAAUAUAAUGAAGAAAUAGAAUUCAGUAAAAAGGUAAAAAAGGAAAGACGUUUAGCAUCACCUUACCAUUUUGCAAAAUUUUCGCCAGAUACUUCCCUCCUAAUAAAGAAUGUUAAUACUUCAUCUGGGAUUUGUAAAAAGGAACUUUCCUCAAAGUUAAAAAAUCAUUUGAUAAUGACAACAGAUACCAUCAAAACACACCUGAAACAUUGUGAUAUUCAACUACACACAGAAACAAAUUACCCUUAUGUGGCAUUUAAUUCGUUAGAAUUUCAAGAUGUUCUUCCAUUAGUUGAAAAGGUUUCACCUACUCAGUAUAAUAUGUGGAAGUUGUGUUCAAUUUUAUUUGAUCCAAUUGGACUUUCUUAUCAAGUUGAUGAUCCAAAAGUAAAAGAGACUCUAUUAAAAGAGAAAAGAAUAAAAUCAUUGACAUCCUGGAUAGUCGAUCAAGUUCGUGAUGAAAUUAGAGAUAAAAUAAGUAUGUGCGAUAACCCUCUAGAUGAAAUUUUUCUCCACUUAUUGAUGAACGAUGUUGUAACUGCCACCAAAGUGGCAUCAGAUGCUAAAAACGGCCAUUUAUCUGUCUUACUUCUAUUUUUGGGAUCUAAUGACCCAAGAAUCCGUGAACUUGCUGAGUUACAGGUGGGAACCUGGAAAUCAAACGGGUAUCAAGUUGAUCCUUCAAUUUUGAAAAUAUACGAAUUAUUAAGUGGAACCUUAUUACAAGAUAAUACAGGGUUAAGGAAAUUAUCAGAGGAAUUCAGUUGGCUUGCCUUACUUGGUCUUUCAUUAUAUUAUGGUAAAGUUGAUGAAUACACCUUGGAAGACUUAAUCUUGGCGUAUUUGCCAUUGUUUAAACCUAACUAUGAUGAUCCAUUAUAUGUUAUUUUCCAAUUAUUUGGCGCACAAGAUUCUACUGAAAACUUAUUUAAAGAAACACAGUUAACCAGCCGUGUUCUUGAUAUUCAAUUCUCCUGGUAUUUCAUUCAAAUUCUGAAAUUCAACAAGAUUCGUCAGUUUUCUUCUGAAACAUCAGAUAUAUUUUCGUUACAAUUUAUUGAAGAACUGAAAGUUGGUCAUUUCAAUAAGCAAGCCUUAUAUGUUUCAUGUUUCAUAUCUGAUCAAUCUAUUGCUAAGACUCAAAUAGACCUAUUGGUUCAUCAAGAUAUUUUACAAUUGUAUAAUAUGCCAAAUACCCACAUACUGGAUGAUUUAAAGAUUCCAUUUAAAUUGAUUCAUGGGGCUUUAGCUUUGACUGACAAAUACAAAGGGGACCAUUUAUCUGAAGUAAGGAAUCUAUUGCUGGGACAAUAUUAUGAUGAGGCUGAAAUAGUUUUUCGUACGAUUGUUGGUCCUGAGUUAAUCAUUUCAAGCACUACCUCACAUAAUAAUGAAUUGAAUAUUCUAAGAGACUUGUUGGAAAAGUUUCCAAAAGCUAGUAUGGAGCACUGGUCAUCCGGUUUGGGUGUCUUUGAAAGUUAUUUGGAAUUGGCUUUGGAUGAAUCAACAGAUGAAGCCAUAUUAAAAAACUUAAUGGCAGAAUUGAUAAUUUUCUACGAUCUUGGCAAACAUCAUAAUACUAUCCCUGUUUGUUGCACUAUCAUUUCCCAAAAAAUCAUCUCAACUAUAUUAAGUAAAUAUAAGAUGGAUUUAAGUACUGAGUGGAAGGAUAGAAUGCUAAAUUUGCCCUUGGGUCAUCCAGAAAGAUCUUAUCUAAGAUCAGAACUUUCAACUAUUUAA